Microdochium trichocladiopsis is the source of this 1944-nucleotide messenger RNA. RefSeq lists its product as uncharacterized. Gene Ontology annotation, molecular function: protein binding. NCBI's taxonomy places the organism in Eukaryota, Fungi, Ascomycota, Sordariomycetes, Xylariales, Microdochiaceae. The coding region runs from base 359 to 1837 and encodes 492 amino acids. The record is from RefSeq and is a predicted model, not a curated record. The transcript has 3 exons.
GCAUCCAUCACACCCAGUGACUUUCUGGGCGUGGACUGACAACGGCUUCUUGUUACGAGAGCGGGACGUAUCGAAUCACCGCAGCGCAUAGCCUCAGAUACUUGGGACAACUUCUAGGCAUUCUCCCAGGGCAUUGCGACGACAAAACCUUAGAGUCCCUGCAGCCACAGUAUUCCAACAGCCCCGCUUUCCAGGGUACUGGUAUAAAAAGAAAAGGUACCCGGGUGUCAAGGCCGUCGACACGAUUUCAAAGACGGCAGCAUGGUUCGGCGAAAGGAGCUUGUUGGCUCGGCCAAGCCCAAGGGAAAGAAAGAGCAGGUUCGACAAAUGAUUCCUGUUUCGGUCAUGUGCCAAACAUAUGCUGAAUCAUGAAAAACAGAAGAAACUCGAGACUGCUGACGACUUUCUAGCUGCUGGUGUCGAGCAUGAGGAGGCUGCGGGCAAGUGGCGUGCAGGAGACGCCGCCAAGUCAAUGAGGUUCUUCCAGCGCGCGAUCGAGGUGUACGAGCAGGGUCUUCAGGCGGCGCCGAACAGUCUCGAUCUCGCCUACAACAAAGCCCGGGUGCAGCUCGAGAUAUGUACACAUCCUGUCCUGGUCAGCCAGCUCAAGCAGCCCUUGCUCGAGGUCCUACAGAUAGCGCUGGCCUCACAUCGAUAUGCCUUGCAGCUGGGCGCGGACAACAUCGACACGUUGUUCAACACGGCGCAGGUCCUCAGGAGCAUCGCCGAGGAGGUUGCUGGUGCAGACGACCUCCCGAGCUCGGAUGCGAUCAAGCUGCUCGAGGAGGCGUGGGAGCUGCAGAGCAAGUGCUUUGAGAUCCAGAAAGUGCGGUAUCUGGAGAGCCAGGAAGAGGAGCGGAUAGCCAACGAGCAGGCCGCGUCGGAGAGCAGCUCGGCAGUACCGCCGCCCGCACCAGAAACACCAGCUGAAGCUGGCGCAGAUGGCGCCGAGGAGGAUCAAGGGGAGGAAGAGGAGGAGCAAUGGGUCAGCGUCGUGGAGCCAGUCACCAAGGACACCCUCAUCGACACCGUUGUGUCGCAGCUCGAGACGCUCACGACGCUCUGCAGCAUAUUGACAGAUGCGCCUGAUUCAGCACCCCCAUCUGCGCUCAGUUUUGCCGAGAAGCACUCCACAGACUUGGUACAGUCGCUGCCCGAACUCACACGCGACAACACUGAGCGGCUACAAGAAGUUGCCUUGGCAAAGGCCAACUUCGUCUCGUCGCUGCUAGCGGCGGGCACGAAAGCAGGCAAGCUCGAGCCCGCGACUUAUAAGAAGGAGCUCGACGCGGUUUUUGGGGCGCCUGAACUACAGGCGCAGUCCUCGGUGGAUGUCCUCCUCGCCUACGCGAAAGCCCUCAUCACGUUCAACUCGACGUUCCGGGACAACUUUGCGUACGACCCCACGACAACAUCGACCGCGAGAUGGAACUCGCUUACCCAAGCAAGCGAGCGCCUCACUGCCGCCUCCAAGAUUGCUGGAAUCGACCAGAGCGACCUCGCCACGACACACCUGCUCCGCGGAGACUGCUCAAUGUACCUGCACAACCUCCAGUAUGCGCCGGCGUCGCACAAGGCGGCGGCCGAGCGGGCGGCGCAGCUGCUCAAGAACGCCGAGAUAUUCUACCGCAACGCACAGAAGCUGAGUGCGAACGCGGAGGAGAAAGGCGUGGCGGGCGUGCGGUCCUCCGUCGCCGGGCUGCUGCAAGCGCAGGGCCAGGCGUAUAGUGUUGAGAAGGUGCUGUCGGCUUGUCCGCAGGGCCAGCAGUGGGCCAUUGAGCAGCUCGAGGACAUGAUGGCUGAGGGUUUGUUGCCGCCGCAUCCGCAGAUGGGUUGAUGUUACCGAGCUCGGCGGAAUCAGAACUAGGCAUGGGCAGUAGAAAUCUCACGAAGAUGAGCAGACGAAGAGCUCAACUUGCAAAUGUGAUGGGCUUGCUCAAACUG